AUGUCCCCGGGCAGCGGGGUGAAGAGCGAGUACAUGAAGCGCUACCGGGAGCCGCGCUGGGACGAGUACGCGCCGUGCUACCGCGAGCUGCUGCACUACCGCCUGGGCCGCCGGCUGCUGGAGCAGGCGCACGCGCCCUGGCUUUGGGACGACUGGGGUCCGGCAGGAACCUCGGACGACUCGGGGUCGUCGGGGUCGUCGGGCGCUGGGAGCCCCGCGCCCCGGUGCGCCCCGGCCUCGUCGCCACCGCCCGCGGAGCCCACGGUGCGGGAGGCGCCGGAACGGCGGGCCCGCGGGUCCCCCGAGGAGCCGGUCGCGGAGGUCGUGAAGGCCGGGGACGCAGAGGCCGGGGACGCGGAGGCCCGGGACGCGGAGGCCGGGGACACGGAGGACACGUCUGUGCCAGCAUUGCCAGUGAAAGACAUAGAAGAAAAGCCUGAACAAGAGAUCAGAACAAAAGAGACGGACAGAUUACCCCACGGCAUCAAACCUCGACAACAACCCAGUGCCUUGUUCUCCAGAGGAAACAGGAAAGCAGUCAGAAGUCCUCAAAGAUCAUCAAGUAAAAUAAAAGAAAAGAAGCAUCCAUUUGCCCUUUAUGGGUGGGGAGAGAAACAGAUGGAUACAGGAAGCCAGAAAACGCACAACGUCUGUGCAUCUGCUCCCAUGCACGAGAUCCACGAGUCAGCACUACGAGCCAAGAGCAGGAGGCAGGUGGAGAAGAGGAGGCUGGCUGCUCAGCGGCAGCGGGCUCACUCGGUGGACGUGGAGAAGAGCAGGAGGGUCAGGCCUUCCUCCUCGGAGAGCCCGUGGGUGACGGAGUACAUGCGAUGCUACUCGGCCAGAGCGUAGAGGGGGAGCCGCUGCUCGGACAGCCCCCUUUAGGGAGCAUCAAUAAAAGACGAACAAACCAACGACACAGAAAACCAUCAAAAGGAACUGGAUGCAGGUUUAAGAAACCACCCGAUCACGCGAGGUUUUUCUUAGGGAAUUUCCGGAAGAUGAUUGUCUUUUGGGGAGUCCUGGUCACCGGCCUCAGCAGCAGGGUGACACGAAGCCAUAGACAUUUGAGUUUAUGAAAAUAAUUCCCUAAAUCUUUGAUAUUCUUGUAAGGGUUUUGUUUAAAGCAUCUUAAUCUUUUACGAUAUCAACACCAAAUGCCUUUAAGUGGCUGUAGAUGCUUAACAUUCAGUAUCUUUUCCAGAAAUGUAGGCGGAGCCUAUUACAUCCAGUCCUCAGACACUUUCCAGUUCCAUAGCCAGUAAGAUCAUUCCAGCAGAAGACUCAUUUUUCCUUGUGUGCAGUUUUGUGAAAGAGUCUCCAGUCAGAAGCAAGUUUCAGCACUAACACAGAUGCCGUGUGUAGUGAAACUAGAACUUUGGUAGUUUCUGAGCAAUUGAACUUCAUUGUAUUCAGUUCAGCACUUCGUGUAGACUGAUAUUUAAGGAGUAUCUAGGCUGGGCGCGGGUCCGCUUUUCUCUCUGAAUCAUCAACCAGGCACCGUUUAACUGUUUAAUGGCUCAAAUGCAUUCCAGUGGGAAGAGCCUGUGCAGUUUGAGAGGGCUGCUGAUGUCCCCUUGGAGUGAGAGGCGGGCGUGUCCCUUUGUUCUCAACUGUGAGAUUGUUCCUCGAACACAUCGCAAGGAGCCGGCCACUUGCUGCGGGCUCCCCCACGCCGACCUGCGUCUCUUCUGUCCAGCUGGCAGUGGCACUUAGACCUUCCCGAAACUUCGUGGAAUAAAACGGAGGUUGUCUUGCUUGCCCUUUGGGGACGAGGGACUCUUAGUGAGAUGCCCAUUGGAGAUGUGGCUUCCCCACCCUCUCUGCUUUUUCUUCCACAGAACUCGCUCAUAGCAAAGCCUCGAUAUUGGGCACACUCAGGCUUCCGGCUGAAGUACACGCCUCGCCAGUAGGUCUCGUACAGAACCCAGUGCCAGAGGCUGGCUGGGUGUGGGAGCAGAUGUAGGCGUGUGUGUGAAUGAAGUGCUCCUUCUCUUAGUCCAUUGGCUUUGGGGACAGCACACGUAGUUCUGGGAAACACGGGUUUCCAUCCGGCGGAGAUGGGGAUCGACAGGAAGGAUGGCUGCUGAAUCCUGUGCCAGGGAGAGAGAGGCGUGGCCAGUGUGGCACCUGGAGGUGUGUGAAGGACAAGUUGGUGUCUGAUGUGAGGGUGAGUGUUUCCUUGACAUUUGUACUCUGGGUCUUUGAAGUAUUGUGAUCACGUUUUAGAACACACUUAUGUUUUAUUCCACAUGAAAUCUUCACAUAAUGUUAACUUACAACAGUGUUAAGCUUUGAAAACUCAUCCUGAAGAAUCAUGAGCUUUUUUAAAAAAAAAACACCUUUUAACUAUUUUGCGUCGUUUUAAGGUGAGUUAUUUUACAGAGAGCGCUGUCCUACUCACUGAGAUGUGUAUUUAAGAAGAAGAAGGUCUGUGUGUUGUCCAGAACCACCUUGCUAGUAAUCCUGGUGACUUAGACGGUUGCUUUUAAAGUCCUUCGACAUGGCGAGUACCUUAGAUCAGAACCACGUGCUGAUCGUGAACACUGCCCUUCCAGACCUUCCUGCGCGGUCGGGCUUAGCCAGGCCGCUCCAGCGUCCACGUUGCAUCUGACAAUCGGAGGGAGGGGAGCCUGCGAGGUGGCACAGGCCCCGCACGGACGACUGCCUUAGACACCCAGCUUCCUCUAGACGGACAGCCAGGCCCGCUGCUUCGGGAAACCGACUCGUAUUUCACGAGCUUGCUACUGAAAACUCCAGAUGGACGUCUGGAACAACCUAGAAGGCACCGUUGGCCAUUUCCACCCCCCUUUUUAAACACAGGACAAGUGAACCAGCUUUUUAAAGUACUUUCACCCUGCAUGGACAGUGACUAAGUUGACGUGAAUGAAUUGUGAGUCCCUUCCUGUGUCUAAGUCCUUAGGUUAGGAUUUCUUUUCUUUCUUUCUCUGUAGGGGUGAAAGUUCACUUUCGAGCCUAUGACAUUUUUUAAGUUGUAACAGUUUGAUGGUUUAGAAACUAACGUGGUUGUAAUCGUGUUCCCAAUUCUUGGGACAAGUUGCAAGACAACGAGAUCGUUUAAAAUUACCUUUCAUGUUGAAAAGUUGGAAACAGCUUGAGAAUCCAGUGAUAUUUAAAAUAUGGAAUAAAAUGAUUGCUACACAGGCUCUCUUUUCAAAAUGUUGGUUUCGAGCUCUUAAUUAAAACGAUUUGCCAAGUGUCUGUGUUACUUUUAUUAAGAGAAGAGACUACUGAUUGACAUUUGCACUCUGCUGGACCUAGGUGAAUGAGAAGUAAACAGGAAUUCUUUUUUAUUAUUAUUUUCUAAACCUAAAAGACUGCUCUCACUUGGUACCUCUGGUUGUGGUCACCACCCCUCCCAUAAAACUUCUAAGCACAUAGAAACAUUUCUAAGGUUUACUAAAGGUA
Molossus molossus (Pallas's mastiff bat) is the source of this 3429-nucleotide messenger RNA. It is a transcript of the gene CCSAP, whose product is annotated as centriole, cilia and spindle associated protein. Gene Ontology annotation, molecular function: microtubule binding. The record is from RefSeq and is a predicted model, not a curated record. The transcript has 3 exons. Bases 1 to 852 code for a protein of 283 amino acids. NCBI's taxonomy places the organism in Eukaryota, Metazoa, Chordata, Mammalia, Chiroptera, Molossidae. Gene Ontology annotation, biological process: regulation of mitotic spindle assembly. Gene Ontology annotation, cellular component: ciliary basal body; spindle; centriole.